GCAUUUUUGACAAUCCCUAUACAGCAGACCAACUCAGGGUAUUCCUGAUCAAACAACAACAUCAUGAGUGUGACUGAAACUGGAAGCGAGCAACAAGAUACCAGAGGUCGUAAGCGCAAUGUUGAAACCGCAGAAAUCGAGAUCGAUGUAGACGCACCAGAGCCACCAUCUAAGAAGUCUCUCCGCAAAGCCAAGCGGGCAAAGUCGACGGCGGCAGAUGACUCCAAAGCAACUGAACGUGUCUUGGAGACAUCUUCAGCGCAACCAAAGGCAUCUCAGGAGAAUCAAAAUAGGUCUCCGUAUGGGAUAUGGAUUGGAAAUCUGUCAUUCACCACAACUCGAGACGACCUCGUCAAGUUUUUGACCGAACAAUCACAGGGUUCUAUUUCGGAAGAGCACAUCACGAGGGUCAAUUUGCCUCAAAACCCGCCGAAGCAUGGGAAGGCCAUGAACAAAGGCUUUAGCUACGUGGAUUUCUCGACAGAAGAGUCACUCAAUGCGGCGCUACAGCUGAGCGAAGGUCUUUUAGGCGGACGGCGAGUACUGAUCAAGAAUGCAAAAAGCUUCGAGGGAAGACCGGAGCAGAAAAAGGGCCAAGAGGAAACACAGACUAAGGCUCCAAGCAAGCGCAUAUUCGUCGGUAACCUCGAAUUCGACACCACAGCCGAGGAUUUAGAAGCGCAUUUUGGAGUAUGUGGCCCCAUUAUACAUACCCAUAUGGCUACGUUCGAGGACAGUGGGAAAUGCAAGGGCUAUGCUUGGGUGGAAUUCGAGCAGUUGACCUCUGCUCAGGCUGCGAUGCGAGGCUGGGUGGAAGCAAACGGUCCUCACGACAGACGCUCCUCCGAAUCGAGGUCGGCGAAACACAGGAUAUGGCUCGGCAAGAUCAAUGGCAGGAAGUUGAGGAUGGAGUAUGCUGAAGACAAAGCGACUCGCUAUCAGAAGAGGUUCGGCAAGAAUGCAAAGUCUCUUCAAUCUGCCGCCGUCGAAGACGAAUCGUUCGACGACCCGAUCCAAGAAGUCAAUGACAAUUCCGAGCCGGUGCAUAAAAAGCGUGAGGUCAAGAAGGCAAGCAGGAAGAAGGAGCCACAUGGCAAAUAUACCGAGGACACAGUGCAAAGGUUGACCGGAGCCAUUGUUGAGAGCAAAGGUCAACGAGUAGUGUUUGAUUGAAGUCGAAAGCAUCUCAAGUCUCAUUUUGUCACAUUAAUACCCUGCGUCGGCAGCAUACUCGUAGAUGCAUGGAGAAAGGUAAUGGUCUAUGAAGCACGAGAUAUGAAUAGUGG
Molecule: messenger RNA, 1286 nt
Organism: Exophiala xenobiotica
Lineage: Eukaryota; Fungi; Ascomycota; Eurotiomycetes; Chaetothyriales; Herpotrichiellaceae
Exons: 1
Coding region: 64-1173 (369 amino acids)
Molecular function (GO): RNA binding
Source: RefSeq, a predicted model, not a curated record